GACCCAAUGCCUGAUACCUUGAAAGAGGUAUCAUUCCUACCAUUUGCAUCAUGCCAUGAUAUGCUCUCAGUUUUUAUACUGAACUCUACAGCUCCUAUGAUACAACCUCUGAGGCCUGAAUGACAGGAUGGAACAAUAGGGCUGAUACCUUUGCUUUGUCAAGCCGAGGAAAGUUGGUCACCUGUUGAUAGGUGAACUGGCCUCUGACUGUCUUGGACCCUACAGAAGGGAGGGAGUAUCCAUGCACAUAAUGCACCACAGUAACUCUGGUCAUCAUCUUUCUCCACUCUGGUGACUAGGUCUCUCCUUGCCACUUUUUCUCCCUCUUGAGGCUGUCUUGUUUCUCUCCUCCUCCGCCUCUGCCUCUGUCGGUCCUUAGCCUUUGAAGUCUGCCUCUGACCACCUCACUACCAAAUACCCACACACACUAGUCUGGAGUUGGGGUUAGAAUUUAUUAUUAGAUGCUUCAGGUUCAAUUGCUGAUUUAUUUCAUGCUAAAAUAUGCAAUGGAGGUAUUACUCUCAGAAUCUAGCGUCAUCACCACAUACUACUUUCAUUGGUCCACGAGCAAAGUGGCACUUUUUCUUGCAUGUCUUGGUCUAACAGUUCUUCCAGUAAACAUUGUUGUUGGAAGCUACAUCAGCAACAUGUUUGAAGACAGGCAAAUUUUAUUAGCAUCUGAAAUUAUGGUUUGCAUCGGCAUACUACUGAGCUUCCAUAUAGUAAUUCCGUAUUCUGUGCCACAAUAUGUCUGCUCAGGACUCAUAAUGUUUGUCUUCGCCGAAGUACUAGAGGGUGUCAACUUGUCUCUCCUCUCUCGGGUCAUGUCAUCUAGGCUAUCCCGUGGAACCUACAAUGGUGGAUUGCUUUCAACUGAAGCUGGAACAAUUGCUCGAGUGAUUGCAGAUGGCACGAUAACAUUGGCUGGGUACUUGGGCAACAGUAGGCUCUUGAAUGCCACCUUACUCCCUUCGCUCUUGAUUUGCAUAACCUCUAUUAUUGCCACCUGCUGUACCUACAACUCGCUUUACUAGUUCAGUCUCUUGGAUUAAAAAUUAUCAUUAGGUCCCAAUUUAUAAACCAUUGCCAAUUCUCUCUAGUUAGGUUAAAAAAUGUUUGUGUUUGGUCUAUAUGUCAUUCAAUUCUUUGCCUUUCAUGUAUCAAUCAAUAAUGCUGUGUAAUUAUGAAAAUAAUCCAUUGAUUUUCUCCCUGGAGUCAGAUUCUAAUAAAUUAUAAUUUGGUUCUUAA
This is a messenger RNA of Camellia sinensis, 1248 nucleotides long. RefSeq names its product SPX domain-containing membrane protein At4g22990. Gene Ontology annotation, biological process: transmembrane phosphate ion transport from cytosol to vacuole. The record is from RefSeq and is a predicted model, not a curated record. Gene Ontology annotation, cellular component: plant-type vacuole membrane. Lineage: Eukaryota; Viridiplantae; Streptophyta; Magnoliopsida; Ericales; Theaceae.